Staurois parvus is the source of this 331-nucleotide messenger RNA. NCBI's taxonomy places the organism in Eukaryota, Metazoa, Chordata, Amphibia, Anura, Ranidae. The record is from the annotation of a GenBank genome assembly.
UGGGUCCCUGUACGGCCUCCCAUUGCUGCUGUCUCCAUCGCCACACUCUGCCAUGUGCCACUUUCAGGUCUCCUCACACUGCUGGUGUGUUCCAUUUUUUGUCAUAGGGUGCUGGCAGAUUACGGGCCUCCCAUAGCUGCUGCCAGGCCCCUAAUCUGCCAUGGGCCCCUGUACCGCCUCCUCAUGCUGCUGCUGCCAAGGUCCAGAGUCUCUCAUGGGUCCCUGUACGGCCUCCCAUUGCUGCUGUCUCCAUCGCCACACUCUGCCAUGUGCCACUUUCAGGUCUCCUCACACACUGCUGGUGUGUUACAUUUUUUGUCAUAGGGUGCUG